UCUUUGCUCACAUGCUAGCUAGGGAGUGACUGGGAGACAGUUGAGAUAAGGCAGCCCUGCCCAUUACAGACAUUUAUAUCACAAUAGAACAGCCUGGCGCUUACAAAACCUGCUUUGUUUGUAAUUACGCGGCUAGACUAAAGGUGACGAUUAGCACUGGACCAACUACACAAGUGAGAGAAAAUGUGGCUGCCCAUGGUUGGAUUUACCACCCUACCACACCUUGGAGGGCUCUAUGGCGGUUACAUCACUCGACAAGAGGUAAAGACCUGGUACCCCACCUUGCAGAAACCAUCGUGGCGGCCCCCCAAUGCAGCCUUCCCUGUGGUGUGGACCUGCCUGUAUACAGGAAUGGGGUACGGUUCAUAUCUGGUGUGGAAAGAACUCGGAGGUUUCAAUGAGAACGCUGUGGUGCCACUGGGACUGUACGGGAUGCAGUUGGCACUCAACUGGGCCUGGACGCCCAUCUUCUUCGGCGCACACAAGAUCAAACUGGCCUUGAUGGACAUUGUGCUUCUAACUGGGACUGUCGGCGCCACCAUGUGGUCCUGGUAUUCCAUCAGUCGACCAGCCACUCUACUGAUGGCGCCCUACCUGGCCUGGUUAUGUCUGGCUACUUCACUCAACUACUGCAUAUGGAGGGACAACCCUGAGAGAAAAGAAGAGUAGAAGAAUAAGAUCUUUAUACAAGCCGAAACAAAAUCAGCAUUCGAAAUAGAAAGCAAUUUAUAUCCUGUUGCCUUCCAAAUGUUUUUUCUGUAUCGGGUACAUUUUUAUUUGCACUAAGAUUUUUGUUUCGGUACCUAAACCUAAAUGAUUUGAUUGAUGAUCACUUCACCAGCUUGGUUAUGAGAAAAGACUAUUUGCACAUGGUCAGCAUGACACUUUGGAAUUGCUUUGUUUUUAUUUAAUCAAUUAACCAGCUGUUUUAUUUUUAUCACAGUUUUUUGCAGCACAAGAUUUAAUAUAAUUUUAUAAUCAUAUAAAUCUGCCUUUUGUAUGAUAAUAUUGAGCACUGGUAUCAAAAACAGUGCUGAAACGCAACAUGGGUCAGCUUUAAAGCACAUUAAAGGAAAUUAUGCUUGGGGUUUAAAAGAAAAUGCAUUUAUACAUGGAUAUUUGCUUUUGUGUGAAGUCCAAUCGCUGUAUAAUGAAUAAUAAAAUGAUCAAAACCA
Molecule: messenger RNA, 1175 nt
Organism: Corythoichthys intestinalis (scribbled pipefish)
Lineage: Eukaryota; Metazoa; Chordata; Actinopteri; Syngnathiformes; Syngnathidae
Gene: tspo
Product: translocator protein
Exons: 4
Coding region: 184-669 (161 amino acids)
Cellular component (GO): mitochondrial outer membrane
Source: RefSeq, a predicted model, not a curated record